Calypte anna (Anna's hummingbird) is the source of this 2380-nucleotide messenger RNA. It is a transcript of the gene PDK1, whose product is annotated as pyruvate dehydrogenase kinase 1. The coding region runs from base 165 to 1391 and encodes 408 amino acids. Gene Ontology annotation, cellular component: mitochondrion. Gene Ontology annotation, molecular function: pyruvate dehydrogenase (acetyl-transferring) kinase activity. Gene Ontology annotation, biological process: regulation of glucose metabolic process; protein phosphorylation. The transcript has 11 exons. The record is from RefSeq and is a predicted model, not a curated record. NCBI's taxonomy places the organism in Eukaryota, Metazoa, Chordata, Aves, Apodiformes, Trochilidae.
GCAGCGUGGGGCUGGGCCGGGGACACACCCACCCUUUCGGGCACCUCCUCCUGGCCGCGCCGCUGAGGAGGCCGCGGCCUGGGUAGGGGCCGGGGGAGGCGGCGUGGCGGGAAAUGGCGGCCGGGCUGAGCUGAGCCGCUCUGAGGGGGGACGAGAGCCGCGCCAUGAGGCUGCUGCGCGCCCUGCUGCGGGGCGCCUCCCCGGGCAGCAUCCCGCAGCAGGUGGACUUCUACUCGCGCUUCUCCCCCUCGCCGCUCUCCAUGAAGCAGUUCCUGGACUUCGGAUCUGAAAAUGCUUGUGAAAAGACUUCAUUUAUGUUUCUACGUCAAGAGUUGCCUGUGAGACUGGCAAACAUAAUGAAAGAAAUAAGCCUGCUUCCAGACAACCUCCUAAGAACACCUUCAGUUCAGCUGGUGCAGAGCUGGUAUGUCCAGAGUCUUCAGGAGAUCCUUGACUUUAAGGACAAAAGUUCAGAAGAUUCAGGGGCUGUUCAUAGUUUUACAGAUACUGUGAUAAAAAUCCGGAAUCGACACAAUGAUGUAAUUCCUACCAUGGCUCAAGGAGUAAUAGAGUACAAGGAAAGCUUUGGCAUUGAUCCAGUGACCUCACAGAACGUGCAGUAUUUUUUAGACCGUUUCUACAUGAGUCGCAUUUCAAUUAGAAUGCUCCUUAAUCAACACUCUUUACUGUUUGGUGGGAAAAUUAAUCCAGCUCAUCCAAAACACAUUGGAAGCAUUGAUCCUAGCUGCAAUGUUGUUGAAGUUAUCAGAGAUGGCUAUGAAAGUGCCAAGAGACUUUGUGAUUUAUACUACAUGAGCUCUCCAGAACUCAUCCUUGAAGAGUUGAAUGCUAAAUCACCAGGACAGCCCAUGCAAGUGGUGUAUGUGCCGUCACAUCUCUAUCACAUGGUUUUUGAACUUUUCAAGAAUGCAAUGAGAGCCACCAUGGAACAUAAUGCUGAUCGAUGCAUUUAUCAUCCAAUUCAUGUACACAUCACGUUGGGAAAUGAGGAUUUAACUGUGAAGAUGAGUGAUCGUGGGGGAGGUGUCCCUAUGAGGAAAAUAGACAGACUGUUCAACUACAUGUAUUCAACAGCACCACGGCCACGGGUUGAGACAUCACGAGCUACACCUCUAGCUGGAUUUGGCUAUGGUUUACCCAUAUCACGUCUGUAUGCACAGUACUUCCAAGGAGACCUGAAACUGUAUUCCUUAGAAGGCUACGGUACAGAUGCAGUUAUCUACAUAAAGGCCUUAUCAACAGAAUCAAUUGAAAGACUUCCUAUCUAUAACAAAGCAGCCUGGAAACAUUAUAAAGCAAACCACGAAGCAGAUGACUGGUGUGUGCCAAGCAGUGAGCCAAAGGAUAUGACCACUUUCCGCAGUACAUAGCUUUUUCCUCAACAGUUCAUAAGAAGCAGGGACGUCUGCAGAAGGAAUUUAAAAGGCCUGAUUGACACUAAGAUGCUGAGCCACAUUUGAUAGGUGAAAAUAAUUUUAAGUGGAGCAACAGAAAGUUUAGUGUAACAGCUCAUUUCUGGAAUUAAAACCCAAAUAAACCCCAAGUAAAACCCAAGUAAAAUCCCAAACUUGUACAUCCUUCUAAAUUCUAGGUGAGAAGGUCACAAUUAAUGUGCUGCACUUACUAUUUGUGAUUGCUUUCAGUAACUAAAUCAAAGGAUUUAGGUUUUAAAGGAACCAAUGCAAUAUAUUGUAUACCCAUUGAUAAGUGUAUUAAUUUGUAUCCUUACAAAAUUGUUGUAACAGAAGAAUUAUUGGAGAAGCUCCUAAAAGCAUUUUUCCAUUAUACAGGAUUGCAGAUUAAUGAAAAACUUGUGUAAAGGCAUAUUGAGGAGCUCACUGCUGUGCCUUUACACCUGUAUGGCACUUUCUGUUCUUUUAUCUUAAGCAUGCUGAAGCCUAAGUUUGCAAAGCUAGGUAUAUCACCUACACAGCUUGCCUAUAUCAAGGUUAUUUUUUUUUUGGCUGUAGAAAUAACAUUUAGGUCUAUAGGAAACAAUUAGUUUCAGCUGCUACCACUAGUAUAAUGCGUCUCAGGUAUGUGGUAUCAGUUGUAUUUCUUUGGUUGUAAUGUGAAUAUUUAAAACGUGAAAAAUACCUUGCUGUGAUAAUUGUGAAUUAGCAAAUUGUGUUGGCUGAUGCACAGUACAGAUUUGCUGUCUUGCAUUUGCUUGUAUUUCUGUAGGUAGCACCAAAACACAGUAUCAAUGUUCUAGCCAUAGUAAGCUCUCAGACACUGGGUUACGUCAGGUUACAGCUGUAAAUGAAAACUAUUUUAAUAAAGAGAUUUUUAAAAUUUGCCCUUAGUAGGGCAUUUCUAUUACUUUGUCAAUAGAAACUACCUUCUCAGGAGUAUUUAA